UGUCAGAAACAGAGCUUAGCUGAAGUGAAACAGGGGGAGAGAGAAACAGGCUCAUUCAAUUUCUGCUUGACUGCCAUCCGGUUAACUGUCUGGUCCUGUAGGAUUUUCUUUGAUAUGUUUUUUUUUUUUUUUUUUCUAGCAGGUUUCUCAUCGGGACUACAAAAAUCACACCCCACCACAACUUUUUGGGAAGUUUGCCAAUCUCAUAGUGGACAUUUUCAUUUUUGGAUUGAAAGCUAUUGAUCAGAAUUUGUCCAGCUUCUUUUCAAUUGCUGCAGAUAAACAACUUUGCACUCGCACCAUUCUACUUCGGCCUGUGGUUGGAAGAUGCUAAUAGCUUAUGCAAAUUAGAUACAAAUCUAAGUGAGGACUCCCAUAUCUAGCUCUUAUUAUUAUUUUAUUUUGUAUUCUUUUAAACUUUGUGGGAGAGUUUAAAUCUAAAGUACAAUCUGGUGUAUGAGCAAACUGAGAGGUGGUCUCAGGUGAGGUGUGGGAGACAAAAAAAUAGGUGUUAUUGGAAGGGUCGGUGGGGCUCAAACAGAGCCAAGGUGGAGGACAACCUGCUGGAUUUCGCUGAAAUGGACGCAUAUGACCGUUAUGUGGAUGGGGACAGGGACAGCUACCAGAUUGACUACAGGCGUAUUGUGGGGGACAUGGAGCCAGCCAGGCCACGGAUGUCGUUACGAGACUCGGAACAUCACUUUCAUGGCUUGUUUACCCAUAAUACACUACAUGGACAUGGGCAUGAGACGGCUGCCCAGCGCUACAAUGCCACCCGGAUACAGGCAGGGUAUGAACCAGAGAGCAUGGCUGAUUACCUUAUCAGCGGGGGAACUGGGUAUGUGCCAGAGGAUGGACUCACUGCCCAGCAGCUCUUUGCCAUCGGUGAUGGUCUCACAUACAAUGAUUUCCUGAUACUGCCCGGCUUCAUUGACUUCACAUCUGAUGAGGUGGAUUUGACCUCUGCUCUGACCCGGAAGAUAACCCUGAAGACGCCACUCAUUUCCUCUCCCAUGGACACAGUCACAGAGUCCUCCAUGGCCAUCGCUAUGGCUCUCAUGGGUGGAAUUGGAAUCAUUCAUCACAACUGCACACCUGAGUUCCAGGCCAAUGAGGUCCGGAAAGUCAAGAAAUUUGAACAGGGCUUCAUUACGGACCCUGUAGUGAUGAGUCCACGGCACACUGUCGGUGAUGUGUUUGAAGCAAAGGUACGGCACGGUUUCUCCGGCAUCCCGGUUACUGAAACCGGCAAGAUGGGAAGCAAGCUGGUGGGCAUCGUUACAUCACGAGACAUCGACUUCCUGUCAGAGAAAGAUUACGACAGGCCACUGGAGGAGGCAAUGACAAAACGAGAAGAUUUGGUGGUUGCUCCAGCGGGUGUAACGUUAAAAGAGGCAAAUGACAUCUUACAGCGCAGUAAAAAAGGUAAACUUCCUAUAGUGAAUGACAGCGAUGAGCUCGUAGCUAUUAUAGCUCGUACCGAUUUAAAGAAGAACAGAGACUAUCCUCUAGCCUCCAAAGACUCUCGCAAACAACUCCUGUGCGGCGCUGCCAUUGGCACCCGAGAGGACGACAAGUACCGGCUAGACCUGCUCAUGCAGGCUGGAGUGGAUGUGAUAGUUCUGGACUCUUCUCAGGGGAACUCUGUGUUUCAAAUCAGUAUGAUCAACUACAUCAAACAAAAAUACCCAGAACUACAAGUGGUGGGAGGAAACGUGGUGACUGCUGCUCAAGCAAAGAAUCUUAUAGAUGCUGGGGUUGACGCUUUACGAGUGGGCAUGGGCUGUGGAUCCAUCUGUAUCACACAGGAAGUGAUGGCGUGUGGGAGACCGCAGGGCACGUCUGUAUAUAAGGUGGCUGAGUACGCCCGGCGCUUCGGGGUUCCAGUUGUUGCAGAUGGUGGUAUUCAGACGGUUGGGCACGUUGUCAAAGCCCUGGCGCUGGGAGCAUCCACAGUGAUGAUGGGGUCAUUGUUAGCGGCAACCACAGAAGCACCCGGGGAGUAUUUUUUCUCAGAUGGUGUACGACUGAAGAAGUAUCGUGGUAUGGGCUCUUUGGAUGCUAUGGAGAAAAACAACAGCAGUCAGAAACGGUACUUCAGUGAAGGUGAUAAAGUGAAGGUAGCUCAGGGAGUCUCUGGCUCAGUUCAGGAUAAAGGCUCUAUACACAAGUUUGUUCCAUACCUCAUUGCUGGAAUUCAACAUGGCUGUCAGGAUAUCGGUGCAAAGAGUCUGUCCAUUCUGCGAUCGAUGAUGUACUCCGGAGAGCUGAAGUUUGAGAAGAGGACAAUGUCUGCUCAGGUUGAGGGCGGAGUUCAUGGACUGCAUUCUUAUGAGAAGCGGUUAUAUUGAGCCCGGCAGCAGGGGGCACAUGCGAGCAGGACCCAAUGUCCCAUCACCAGCCGUUACCAAACACAGCAGCUAAACUCAUUUCUUUUAUCCUCACCCCUGUACUUUUUCCUGAUGACUCUUGACUCUAGAUGAACAAAGCUAAUAAAACUGUCUGCUUGUAAUAAAAGCCAGCAACAGUACUGAAUGUACUAUCGACUGUUUUGAUAUUUAUUUUCGGUUCUCACUGUAAGAAACUAGACUUGGCAAUAGAGAGAUUAUUUUCAAAAUCAUAUGAAUGUACUACACCAUCUGAAAUACAUGUGUGUAUCUGUGUGAGAGAGUGUGUAUUAGGGUUUCUGAUACAGUAUGUGGUAUAUAUGGUAUGUUUUGUCAAACUGUCAUGUUCAAAAUGUUCUAAUUAAAAUUGUCUGUAACUAGCAAUAAUGCUUGUCGUGGUAUAUGAGAAAAUCAUGUGCAUACCACAUUGCCAUUAGAGUGUUAUGAGUUAAAUGUAAUCUGAGAAAUCUUUUUGUUUUUUCCAGAAGGGCAAGUUUGCCGGCUGCUUGUGUCACAAUGCUUUUCAGACUAUCCAUUUAGUCACAUAGCAGUAGAACUAUGUUAUUUUAUGGAUCAGAUUAUCAGUAUCAGCCUUAAAAUCAGGGAUUGUGUACUGUUACUCGCCUUUCACUAGUCAAUAAUUUAGACAGACAUUGCUCAUUUUUUUAAGUUUAUUUUCAUAGUGUCACACAUUUGCAUCAUUUAGAUAUAUCAAACAUUUUACAGUAUAUAAAAGUAAGCAAUUGAGAUGUUACAAGGCCAGAAGUGAAGGACAGUAAAAAGCAUUUGCUGUGAAAGUGUGACACUUUCAAAUUUGGGCUCCAUUUUGUAGAUUGAAGACUGUUGUGUUGUCAUUCUGAAUAUAAUACAGUUUAAUAAAGAAUGUUUUAUAAACUGUGUUUAUUAUUGUGUUCCGAUAGUAUCAGUUUCAGUCUAUUAUACUUUGCUUAAAUAUUAUGUGUAUGGCUUAAUAUUUAUAUUAUUAAUGUUUAACAACAUUUUUAUAUUUUAAAUGGAUUA
Pimephales promelas (fathead minnow) is the source of this 3407-nucleotide messenger RNA. It is a transcript of the gene impdh1a, whose product is annotated as IMP (inosine 5'-monophosphate) dehydrogenase 1a. Gene Ontology annotation, cellular component: cytoplasm. The record is from RefSeq and is a predicted model, not a curated record. NCBI's taxonomy places the organism in Eukaryota, Metazoa, Chordata, Actinopteri, Cypriniformes, Leuciscidae. Gene Ontology annotation, molecular function: IMP dehydrogenase activity. Gene Ontology annotation, biological process: GTP biosynthetic process.